AUGGCUCCUCUUGUCCCCGUUUUCUCCGCCGAGAGCCUUCCAGACCACGUCAACAUCGUCACCAAGAACUUUCAAGAGAAGCGUCGCAAAGGCGGCCCUGUCGAGCUGGAGAAAUGCAAACUGCUGGAGAUGGUCCAAUACUCGUGCAAUCCGCCUCAAGAGGGUAUUCCUAAGCCGGGUGUGGUGAAUUGUAAGCCAAUUGUGAGGCUGUUCCGCCGAUGCGCUGGCGGAUUAACGGUGGAAACGACUGCUUGGGAGCCGAUCCGGAUAGCGAAAGAAGAAGCGGAGCGCAAACGUGCUGCGGAGAGCAGCUCAACGGCCUGA
Messenger RNA from Aspergillus luchuensis, 324 nucleotides. RefSeq lists its product as uncharacterized. NCBI's taxonomy places the organism in Eukaryota, Fungi, Ascomycota, Eurotiomycetes, Eurotiales, Aspergillaceae. Gene Ontology annotation, cellular component: mitochondrial inner membrane peptidase complex. The coding region runs from base 1 to 324 and encodes 107 amino acids. The transcript is spliced from 2 exons. The record is from RefSeq and is a predicted model, not a curated record.